CGCUGCCGCAGCUGUGGGGGACUGGCGCGGUUAUGCAGGCGAAAGGCGCUCUUUCCCUGCUGAAAGUACCCUCAGAAAAGCAACCAUCUCCCCAGCCCACCAUGGCGGAUGAAAUUGAUAUCACUACUGGAGAUGCUGGGGCUUCCAGCACUUACCCUAUGCAGUGUUUGGCCCUGCGCAAAAACGGCUUCGUGAUGCUCAAAGGACGACCAUGCAAAAUAGUGGAGAUGUCAACUUCCAAAACUGGAAAGCACGGUCAUGUCAAGGUUCACCUUGUUGGAAUUGAUAUUUUCACGGGCAAAAAAUAUGAAGAUAUUUGCCCUUCUACUCACAACACGGAUGUUCCAAAUAUUAAGAGAAAUGAUUAUCAACUGAUAUGCAUUCAGGAUGGUUACCUUUCCCUGCUGACAGAAACUGGUGAAGUUCGUGAGGAUCUUAAGCUGCCAGAAGGUGAACUAGGCAAAGAAAUAGAAGGAAAAUACAAUGCAGGUGAAGAUGUGCAGGUGUCUGUCAUGUGUGCAAUGAGUGAAGAAUGUGCUGUAGCCAUAAAGCCCUGCAAAUAAAUGGGAACAUCAGGCAUGAGCAAAAUGUUUAGGUCUGGAUCAACUGCAGAUCUAAAGUUUGGUUCUAAGUUGUCACCAAAGCUAUGGCGUUCAUA
Messenger RNA from Eubalaena glacialis (North Atlantic right whale), 658 nucleotides. Its product is annotated as eukaryotic translation initiation factor 5A-2-like. Gene Ontology annotation, biological process: positive regulation of translational elongation; positive regulation of translational termination. NCBI's taxonomy places the organism in Eukaryota, Metazoa, Chordata, Mammalia, Artiodactyla, Balaenidae. The transcript has a single exon. Gene Ontology annotation, molecular function: RNA binding; ribosome binding; translation elongation factor activity. Bases 33 to 563 code for a protein of 176 amino acids. The record is from RefSeq and is a predicted model, not a curated record.